This is a messenger RNA of Suricata suricatta (meerkat), 189 nucleotides long. RefSeq names its product meiosis/spermiogenesis associated 1 (gene MEIG1). The coding region runs from base 25 to 189 and encodes 54 amino acids. Lineage: Eukaryota; Metazoa; Chordata; Mammalia; Carnivora; Herpestidae. Gene Ontology annotation, cellular component: nucleus. The transcript has a single exon. The record is from RefSeq and is a predicted model, not a curated record.
AUUGAUAAUAAGACUUCUGUAGCCAUGGCUAGUUCUGAUGGGAAACCAAAAUCUGUAAGUCAUGCCAAAAAAUGGUCAGAAGAGAUAGAAAAUCUGUACAGAUUUCAACAAGCGGGAUAUCGGGAUGAAAUUGAAUAUAAACAAGUGAAACAAGUUUCUGUGGUAAGAUUUAUAGCUCUACAAACCUGA